AUGGUCGACGUCCUGCUGCGCUACGCGCCGCCGGGGCCCGACGGCAGCCAGGUCACGUUCCGCGUGUCGCGCGUGCCCGCGGAGAAGAAGGUGUCGGCGCUGCGCAAGGCCUUCCUGCGCGCCUUCGCCCAGAAGCACGGCGGCAGCCCCACCGUCGAGAAGCUCCUGCGCUGCGCCGACGGCGCCGCCGCGCGCGCGGCCGCGCGGUGCGGCAACGAGGCCCUCGCGCGGGGCGACCGCGCGGGCGCCCUCGCGGCCUACGCGCGCGCGGUCACCGCGCUCGACGCGUGCCGGCGCCUCGGCGGUACGGGCGCGCGCGACGACGGCGCCGCGGCCGACGCGGGCUGCGCCGCGGCCGUCGUCUACGCCACCGUGCGCCUCAACUGCGUCGAGGCCCACGCCGCGGGCGGCGACGCGGCGCGCGCGGCGGCCGCGGCGACGGACGCCGUCGACGCGUGCCGCGCGGUGCUCCGCCGGGGCAGCGCGCCGCCGGACCGCGCCGCGCGCGCCGCGCGGAAGCUCGAGGCGCGCGCGGCCCAGAAGCUCGAGGCGCUCGCGGCGGCGCCGCCGCCGCGGAGCCGCGCGGCGCGAACGGCGGUCGCGGCCGCCGUCGAGGUGCCCGAGGGCGCGAAACUCGGGCCGCUGCGCGUGGGCUUCCUGGGGUUCGACGGCCGGCCGCGCUGGGGCACCUUCGGGCCCCGCGACGUCGGCCGGCGCGUCGACCGCGCGGCGCUCGAGGACGACGCGCCGCGCGCGCGGCCGCCGCCGUACGCGUGGCGCCGCGUCGAGCUCCGCGGCGGGGGCGGCGUGACCUGGCGCGGCGACGCCGAGAGCCACGUGUUGCUCCGGGCCGUCGUCUCCGAGGCGGAGCGCGCGCGCCUCGAGGCGAUCAUCCUGGCCCUGAAGGACCGCGGCGCGCUCCGGCCGAACCCGAGCGGGCCGCGGCGCUUCUUCGCGCGCUACGACCACGACGUGCUCCCGUCCCUCGGCGCCGCCGACGCCGACGGCCCCGCGGACCUGGAGGGCGCCGACCUCUUCGCCACGGCCGCGAACCUGUUCGAGCGCGUCACGCGCCGCGUCGAGGGCGCGCUCGGCCUCGACUACCGCCGCGGGGCCCGCGACGCGACCCUGAGCCGCACGCUCUCCGUCGUCGAGGCCGGCGGCUUCGUCCACCGCCACACGGACGCCUACGCGGCGGCGACGGGCGGCGAGCGCGCCGCGGGCGACGCGCCGUCGGCCGCGCGGGACCACCUCCGCUGCAACAUCGCCCUCAGGCUCGCGCACUGCGACUCGCUCCGGCCCGUCAUCGACCGCCGCGCCGUCGACGUCGACGACGGCGACGCCUGGGCCUUCCUCGCGUCGAAGCGCGAGCACGAGACGACCGCGACGAGCUUCUCGGCGGCCUACCAGCACAACACGUGCGACGACUACGGGACGAACUACGACGACGUCUACACGGGGGCUGCCCUGGGCUUCGAGUUCGAUUCCCUCGCGUCCACGUGCUGCUACAUCUACGACGCCAACGCCUGCUCCCACACGCCGACGGGCGUCCCGUCGCCGAUGCCCUCGAGCACGCCGACGUCGGCGCCGACGCCGCUGCCGACGAUCUCCUUCAUGCCGACCUUCAUGCCGACGUCCGUCCCGACGACCGACCCGACGUCGACGCCGACGAGCUCGCCCACGAACAUCCCGACGCCCGUGCCCACGGGCGUCCCGACGUCCGUGCCCACGAGCGGCCCCACGAACAUCCCCACGAUGCUCCCGACGACGAUCCCGACGUCGCUGCCCACGUCCACGCCCACGGUCUCGCCCACGGUCGCGCCCACGGUCUCCCCGUCGCUCAAGCCCACCGACGGUCCCACGGUCUCGCCGUCGCCCGCGCCGACGCCGUCGCCCUCGACGGUGACGCCGUGCCCGUCGCCCGUGCCGACGCCCGUGCCGACGACGCCGCCGUCCGCGGCGCCCUCGGAGACCCCGACGGGCGUGCCGACGUCGGUGCCCACGAGCAUGCCGACGGUGACGCCGACGUCCCAGCCGUCGACGCCGCCGUCGCCGGCGCCGUCCGGCGUGCCGACGGGCGACCCGACGCCCGUGCCGUCCGGCUCCCCCGAGCCGACGGCCUCGCCGACCAUCGCCCCGACGCCAUCGCCCUCGACGGUGCCGACGCCCGCGCCGUCCGCGACGCCGACUCCGGCGCCCACGCCUGCGCCGUCCGCAUCCCCCACGCCCGCGCCGACGCCCGCGCCGGCGCCGAGCCCGACCGCGUGCCGGUGCACGAUGGACUACGGCUACGCGCAGAACUACGGCAACUUCUACUACAACCCCGACGGCCACAUCUCCGGCAGCCUGCCCGCGCUGAACAUCGACACGAACACGCUCUCGGACGGGUUCACGUGGUCCGAGUACCUCGCGGCCAAGACCUACACGGACGGCCUCUACAUCAGCGGCAUGUCCUACGACGGCCACUGCGUCUACAAGGAGCAGCCGGACCCUACGGCGGCGCCGACGGGCGUGCCGAUCCCGGCGCCGUCGCCGAGGCCAACGACGGCCCCGGUCAACCUGCCGCCCGGCGAGACGGCCAAGCCGUCCCCGAAGCCAUCGCCCAUGCCGACGGAGUACGACACGUCGGUUACCGUGGCGUCGGCCGUCGUCAUGAACGGCCUCGACCCGGACGACUUCAACGCCAAGACGGACAUGAAGACCGCCUUCCGGAAGACGAUCGCGAGCAUCAUCCAGUCCGACGAGAUCUGUCCCGGCGGCGCGGCGGACUACGAGACGUGCAUCGGCGAGCCCGUGGCGACGCUCGUGCGCCGCCGGCGGCGUCUGCUCUCGGUGUCGGCGACGGUCGACUUCGACAUGUACGCGUCCGUCGAGGGCUCCACGGGCGCGGUGACGGCCGGCGACGACAUCCUCUCGGACGUGACGACCGCGCUCUCGACGUCCGUGUCGGACGGUUCUUUCUCGAGCACGCUGACCGCGGAGGCCGCGGCCACGGGCGGCGACGCGAGCACGGGCUUCGCGUCCGCGGCGAUCGACGUCUCGGCGUCGACGACGGCCAUCUCCGCCUCGACGGUCGCGAUCGUCGUCGACACGCCGCUCCCCACGCCGAACCCGACGGCGGCGCCGUCGAUCUCGCCGGCGCCGACGCCGGCGACGCCGGUGGGGUCCAAGUCGAGCGACGACGACGACGGCGGCGCCGUGGUCAUCAUCAUCGUCGUGGUGGUCCUCGUCGUUGUGCUCGCGGCGGGCGCCGGCGCGUUCUUCAUGAUGAAGAAGGGCGGCGGUCGCCUCAGCGUGAAAGCUUUGCAGGGUCCAAUGGCGCGCCUCGUGGUGGCCGCGGCCCUCCUCGUGGGCGCCGCCGAGGCGACGAGCUUCUCGGCGGCCUACCAGCACAAUACGUGCGACGACUACGGGACGAACUACGACGACGUCUACACGGGCGCCGCGCUGGGCUUCGAGUUCGAUUCCCUCGCGUCCACGUGCUGCUACAUCUACGACGCCAACGCCUGCUCCCACACGCCGACGGGCGUCCCGUCGCCGAUGCCCUCGAGCACGCCGACGUCGGCGCCGACGCCGCUGCCGACGAUCUCCUUCAUGCCGACCUUCAUGCCGACGUCCGUCCCGACGACCGACCCGACGUCGACGCCGACGAGCUCGCCCACGAACAUCCCGACGCCCGUGCCCACGGGCGUCCCGACGUCCGUGCCCACGAGCGGCCCCACGAACAUCCCCACGAUGCUCCCGACGACGAUCCCGACGUCGCUGCCCACGUCCACGCCCACGGUCUCGCCCACGGUCGCGCCCACGGUCUCCCCGUCGCUCAAGCCCACCGACGGUCCCACGGUCUCGCCGUCGCCCGCGCCGACGCCGUCGCCCUCGACGCCGACGACGCCCGCGCCGACGGCGACCCCGACGCCCGCGCCGACGCCCAAGCCCAGUCUGACGCCCUUCCCGUCCGGCACGCCCACGGGCGCGCCCUCGGGCACGCCGUCGACGCCGCCGAGCCCGCACCCGACGACGCCGCCAAGCCCGGCGCCCACGGAGAUCCCGACGGUCCGCCCGACGCCCGUGCCGACGACGCCGCCGUCGCCCGUGCCGACGCUGCCGCCCACGGGCAUGCCGACGCCCGUGCCGACGUCCAACCCGACAUCGACGCCCACGAACACGCCGACGGCCAUGCCGACGCCCGUGCCCACGGGCGUGCCGACACCGGCGCCCACGACCACGCCGACCGCCGAGCCCUCGUCCGUGCCCACCGCCGUGCCGACCUCGCUCCCGACGGGCUGCCCUUCCUCGGAGCCCUCGCCCGCGCCGACGGGCGUCCCGACCUCGGAGCCGUCGCUGAACCCGACCUACGACACGCCGGAGCCGUCCGGCGUCCCGACCUCGGACCCGACGUUCACGCCGUCGUCCGAGCCCACGUCCAACCCGACGUCGGUGCCGACGGGCAUGCCGACGACGCCGCCGUCCCCGGAGCCCUCGUCCAUCCCGACGUCCGAGCCCACGUACAUGACGGAGCACCCGUCCGGCGUGCCGACGUCAGUGCCGACGGGCGUCCCGACGUCCGAGCCGUCCUUCGCCCCGUCGUUCCCGCCGACCUCCGUGCCGACCUCGGUCCCGACGACGCCGCCGUCGUCCCUGCCCACGGUCCCGCCGACGUCCGCGCCGACGUCGCGCCCGACGGGCAUGCCGACCUCGGUCCCGACGUCCGCGCCGUCCAUGAUCUGCCCGAGCCUCGCGUGGCUCAGCGGCGAGUCCGACGCCGACAACAUCAAGAACUCCGGCAACUUGGACGUGCGCGACGUGUACAUCGACGCGUGCUGCCGCUUCAAGGUGACGCCGUGCCCGUCGCCCGUGCCGACGCCCGUGCCGACGACGCCGCCGUCCGCGGCGCCCUCGGAGACCCCGACGGGCGUGCCGACGUCGGUGCCCACGAGCAUGCCGACGGUGACGCCGACGUCCCAGCCGUCGACGCCGCCGUCGCCGGCGCCGUCCGGCGUGCCGACGGGCGACCCGACGCCCGUGCCGUCCGGCUCCCCCGAGCCGACGGCCUCGCCGACCAUCGCCCCGACGCCGUCGCCCUCGACGGUGCCGACGCCCGCGCCGUCCGCGACGCCGACGCCCGCCCCGACGCCCGCGCCCUCGGCCACGCCGACCCCGGCGCCGACGCCCGCGCCGUCCCCGAGCCCGACCGCGUGCCGGUGCACGAUGGACUACGGCUACGCGCAGAACUACGGCAACUUCUACUACAACCCCGACGGCCACAUCUCCGGCAGCCUGCCCGCGCUGAACAUCGACACGAACACGCUCUCGGACGGGUUCACGUGGUCCGAGUACCUCGCGGCCAAGACCUACACGGACGGCCUCUACAUCAGCGGCAUGUCCUACGACGGCCACUGCGUCUACAAGGAGCAGCCGGACCCGUCGGCGGCGCCGACGGCCGUGCCGAUCCCGGCGCCGACGCCGCGGCCGACGACGGCUCCGGUCAACCUGCCGCCCGGCGAGACGGCCAAGCCGUCCCCAAAGCCGUCGCCCAUGCCGACGGAGUACGACACGAUCGUCGCGGUCGCGUCGGCCGUCGUCAUGAACGGUCUCGACCCGGACGACUUCAACGCCAAGACGGACAUGAAGACCGCCUUCCGGAAAACGAUCGCGAGCAUCAUCGCGUCCGACGAGAUCUGCCCCGGCGGCGCGGCGGACUACGAGACGUGCAUCGGCGAGCCCGUGGCGACGCUCGUGCGCCGGCGGCGCGGCCUGCUUUCCGUCUCGGCGACGGUCGACUUCGACAUGUACGCGACGGUCGAGGGCUCCACGGGCGCGGUGACGGCCGGCGACGACAUCCUCUCGGACGUGACGACCGCGCUCACGACGUCCGUGUCGGACGGCUCCUUCGCGUCCACGCUGACCACGGAGGCCGCGGCCACGGGCGGCGACGCGAGCACGGGCUUCGCGUCCGCGGCGGUCGACGUCACGGCGUCGACGACGGCCAUCGCGGCGUCGACGGUCGCGAUCACCGUCGACACGCCGCUGCCCUCGCCCGACCCGACGGCGGCGCCGUCGAUCUCGCCGGCGCCGACGCCCGCGACGCCGGCGGGCGGCGGCGGCGGCGACGACGACGACGGCGGCGCCAUGGUCAUCAUCAUCGUCGUGGUGGUCAUCGUCGUCGUCCUCGCCGCGGGCGCGGGCGCGUUCUUCAUGAUGCAGAAGGGCGCCGGCGGUUCCCGGCCCGCCGUGACGCGCAAGCGCUACGAGAGCCUCCUGGAGCGGCGCCAGAAAUUUCCCGGCUUCACGAAGCCGGCGCUGCUGACCCUGGGCCGCGUCCUCGUGCCGUCGGUCGUCGCGGCGGCGCUGGGCGUGUCGUACUACGACAACUUGAGCGCGUGGAUCAACGAGAACUGGCUCGACGCGUCGAGCAUCCGCUUCCUGAGCAGCGACGAGAUCCAGUUCAUCCCGUCCUUCCUCACCGUGAUCUCGCUGCUCUUCUCCAUCCUCGCGGGCAACGCGUUCACGGUGCUCUACGCGCAGCAGGAGACCAUGUACUUCGCGUUGUACGCGGAGGUCUCGGAGGCCAAGAGCCUGCUGGAGCAGAUGGCCCUGGUCUGCGCCGGGCGGCCCUUCUACAAGGACGCCCUGCGGGCCAUGAAGGUCUACAUCAAGUCGGAUUUAAGGCGGCUCGACGUGCCGCCCGCGGAUUUGGUCGCGCGGUCGCCGUCGCAGGACCCGCUCGAGUCGAUCAUGUACCUCACGUCCGUCGGCGUGCCGUCCGUGGUCUACGAGACCGUGCGGGACCUGCGGAAGGCGCGGGGCUACCGGCUCGGCGCCAUGCAGCGCAAGUUCCCGUCGCUGGGCAUCGCGCUGCUCUACGUGCUCGCGAUCCUCGAGCUCGCGGCGUUCCCGCUCCUCGGCGCGGGCACGGCCGUCGGCGCGCCCCAGUCCAUCUUCAACGUCCAGGGGGCCCUCUUCGGCGGCCUCUGCGGCGCGACGACGCUCGUGCUGCGCAUCAUCCAGGAGCUCUGGCGCACGUCCGGCGGCGCGUUCAACGUCGACGUCGAGCUCACGAAGAUGGUCCGGGGCCUCGUCGAGGAGCUCGACGCGCGGGCCACGGGCGCGGCGGCCCUCGAGGGCAUCCGCGAGAUGCCCAGCGACGGCGGCGCCGAGGACGCCGUGCGCCUCGACGAGCUCCGGGCCGAGGUCGCGGACCUCGAGGCGCGCCUCGCGGACCCGUCCGACGCGGCGCACGAGCGGUCCCGGCGCUUCCGCGUCUUCGGCCGCUCGCGGGGCGACUAA
Aureococcus anophagefferens is the source of this 7287-nucleotide messenger RNA. RefSeq lists its product as hypothetical. NCBI's taxonomy places the organism in Eukaryota, Pelagophyceae, Pelagomonadales, Pelagomonadaceae. The record is from RefSeq and is a predicted model, not a curated record. The transcript has 7 exons. Bases 1 to 7287 code for a protein of 2428 amino acids.